CAUAGUGUGUAAUACCCGCUUAAAGCAUAAAUCAAAUUCAUAUAGUUACAUCGUGCGAAUCUGUGUAUGGGCUGCCAAAUAUACUCAUAAAAAUUUUAAAGGAACGGAACAAGUCUUCUUUCUUAUUGGUUAUUGACCGACAAGAGACUAAUCGGUCGUUGGUCGGAUAUUUUUUUUUUGAAGCGCUUGUGUUUUUACAAUUAACAAUUGUGUUCUUAAGCAAAACAAUGUUGCCCAAUAGCGCAUUCAAGUCGUUUGGAGUUCCUGAUGCCAGCCUUUCAUCAGAUAAUGAUGAAGAAGAGCGUCGUUCGGUUCUUAGUCGUACGGCAUCCGAGGAAGUCCUGAUGAUUAAAAACGAAAAGAAAAAUGAGAUAAACUCGGAGAAUGUAUGGUCACUAUCAGUUAUUGACACAAGUACUGAUUUCUUUGAGCAUAAGCACAAUUUUUCGAGUAACUUUAGAGUUGCUUGCUCAUCGCUAGAAGCUUCAUCAAAGGUUCAUGGUUUACGUGUAGACUCUAAUUACAGAGACGUUGUGCGUAUUUCUGCAGGUUUAGCAAAAUCGGUUAACAGUAAGAAUGCAGGACUUGAUGACAUCGACGAUGUUUAUUAUACCAAUGACCAAACCGAUAUAGUUAAUAAGUCAGUUGGUGAAACUCAACCGGACAUAAAUGCUAAUCCACCUAAACCAAAAAACCGUGCACGACGACAAAUAAGUACAGUUACAAGAAAUAAAGAGAGUUUAAAUGGUUUAUUGAAAACAAUUCCAAUGGAUGAUGUCAUCUUUAGCAAACUUAAUAGAAUUGGUGGUGCAAUAAAUUCAUCCAAAUGUUUAAUGCAUAAUGUGCUACCGACACGUGAUUACGAUUUAAAAUUAAGUACAAAAUUCAAUUACUGGACGGCGUUCGAUAAUGAGGAGAUCGAUUACACAUUAGAAAUGGAAGGUGAUGCUCUUGAAACUGAUGUUCUUGCAACCGAAUCUGAGGAAAUUUUAAAUGAAGAAACUGAUCUUAAAAAUAGCAAUGUGGACAAAAGUAAUUUUGUGGAAAUUAAGGAAGAAGCUGAUAACAGUUUAUUGAUUAGAUCACUUUACACUGAUUAUCCCUUAUAUUCAAAGGAUAAAAUAAAGUACAAAGACAAAAAAGAAGAAGAAAAUACUUCUUCCCGUAAUGUGAGUGAUCUUGAUGAACCUCCACGAGUUUUGACACCAUCUGAAUUAGUCGUACAAUUUGACAUGGAUGCUGAAUGUGACCCAGUAUGUCUUGAUCCGAAAGCACCUAUGUUGGAUAUUGAUUUGUGUGAAUACGAUGCCAUAACAUUAGAUGAAAUAACUGCAAUAAAUAGAUGUGGAAGUUUACGUCGUUCAGCUCAGAUUAUGGAAGAUUUACGUCCUAUCGAUUCCUCACAGUUGGAAUAUUCGUAUCGUGAACUUAAUAAUAUACAAAAUUGUUGGAUUGGUCCAUCCAAUAAUUCUAAUCUGCGCGAAACAAUGGCCAACAAAUCGGCUGGCACUAUUGCGAAUUCUGUUAUUCAGCUUGAUGAUGAAGAACAUGGUUCGGGUAACGAUUCUGAUCAUCCAGAUAGAAACGAUGUAGAUAUCGAUUCUGAAUCGCAGGAAUGCAAUGAUACGGUACUGAAAAUUGGUACAGAAUUUGAUGGACCACCUUCUCAAGUGACAAAGAUUGUUGUUCCAUUUGCCAAACGUACCCGUCACUUUGAUAUGAAAAACUUAAUAACAAGUUGCAAGUCAUUAGUGGACCUACAAUUUAAAGUUAGCGCAAAAGAAAAGGAAGAUAACAAAAAAGGCAGUGAACAAAAAGAAAAUAAUGAUCACUUCUCAGAUGAGAAGUACAUACCGGGAGAAGCAUCAUUCAAAGAAAUGUAUGAGUCAUUGCCGGAAGAGUCAAAUGCAUCAGCCUCAACACCUAUCAUGUCAUUUUUCUCCCUUCUACAUCUAGCCAGUGAGAACAAUUUACGAUUAUCUGAAAAUGCGGACGAUAUUAUUAUCAGAAAAAUACAAACCCAAGAACAAAUGAAAGACAACGAUACAUCAAAUUCUUAAGUUAAAUUUUUAUAUCAAUUUAACUUGAAUUACUAUUUUUAAAA
Messenger RNA from Teleopsis dalmanni, 2104 nucleotides. RefSeq lists its product as uncharacterized. The record is from RefSeq and is a predicted model, not a curated record. Lineage: Eukaryota; Metazoa; Arthropoda; Insecta; Diptera; Diopsidae. Gene Ontology annotation, molecular function: chromatin binding. The transcript has 5 exons. Gene Ontology annotation, cellular component: condensin complex. The coding region runs from base 228 to 2060 and encodes 610 amino acids. Gene Ontology annotation, biological process: mitotic chromosome condensation.